AUGCGGCUGGAAUGCCACGCUUUCGAGCUCGAUGGAGACGAAAGAGGUGUGGGUUGUUCGCCCUCUUUUUCUCCUGCCUUGGUGUUUCCACUGUCUCAAGAAAUCCGGUCGUCAGUGAGCUUUCGGAGCUUCUUCGCAAUGGUCAAACUCAAACAAUGCGUACUUCUGCUCGUCACGGCCGGCCUGGCGUUUGCUUCGGUUGUCGUCGCUACGGAUGCGAAGGAGGAUAGCCUUUCGAACGACCGAACUGCACCCCAUGAAGACGGACGUGCAGGAAAACACGACCAAGUCUCUCACUCGGAGAGCCUCCCACACAACUCCCACGACAGCUUCGAUCCCUCCGCCCCCCACGGAAUCCCACCCCGCGGAUCUGCUCACCACACUGACGACCUCGACCAACAACUCUCCGAAUUCCUCUCCACUCACGGCUACCGUCUUUCUUCUACCACUCAUCCUUCGCUCUGCCUUCUCCCAUCGCCGGGGUGUACCGCCUACACAGUCGAAGAGAAAAAGGAAAUCGCUGCGGACGUUCGAACGAUGUUUGCUGCAAACACUUGUGCUGGUGAAGAGGGGUGUGGAUUGCUCGGAAAAGAAGCGAUCGCGGAUCUGGCGAUGAAGAUGGAUGAAGGUGGGGAGAAGGAUGGGAGGAAACACGAAAAGCGUUCCGAGCAGGGCGACGCCGGGGUUCACGCGGACCUGUUCAGCCAAACCCAGAUCCUCUCCACCGCCAGACGUAUCUCCUCCACCGCGGUGCAGCUCGCCACCUCGAAUCAAGGAUACUGCGAACUUCACGCCCCCACCUGCAAGAACGAUCCUUGUCCGCUCACCACCGCCGGAUGCAUCCCAUUUACAAGGGAGGAAAAGCAGCAGUACGAGGAAGAGCUAUAUGUGAUGCUGGCAAAAGUUUUGUCUACCGGAAGAUGUACCGGCAGCGGAGGAUGUGAAGAGGGUGAGGAGUGCGAGCUGUGGGAUGACCGGGGAGAAAGGACAGAAGGGUGCAGGGUUCCCACGGAUAAAGAGGUCGAGGCCGGGGUGAGGAACGCGAUGGAUGGACGCUUUGGAUCUUCCCCCAACCCUACCCCUGCGAAAGUGAAACGUGACAUCGGCACCACCCACCUGACUUUCGAUAUCUUCUCCCAACACCCGCACAUCCACUCCAACCAACUCGCCAAACCAGCCCAACAGAUCGCCCACAAGCUCGUACCACCCGCUUUUCAUGGAGUGGGAUACUGCAAGUCCGGUUCCACCACAUGUCUUUCCACAGACUGCCAACUCCCUUCCCCAGACUGCCUCCCGUACAGCACCGGUGAGGUGCAACAGAUGGAGGAUAUGGUUCGAGACGUGCUGAUCAGCAACUGGUCUACGGGAAACUGCGAUGCCACCGCCAAGAAGGACAACUGCGAUCGGGAUGGAAGUUGUAAUGUCUGGGCGGGCGGCAAGAGGGAUGCCGAGUGUGAAACCUUGUCGGGAAAAGAGGUGAAGCAUAGGGUCUUUGUGGGUGUGGCUCAGAUUCUGGGUGAAGAUGCGGGUGACGCAGAGGGGGAGUGGAGGGAUGAGAAGGUGGAGAAGGAGGAGGUGGUGUCGGUGAGGCAGAGGCUGUUGGGAAAGAUCCGAUGUUUCCCGGAGAGUGGAUCGGUGUUGUUGGAUGUGGAGUCGAAAGAGUUGGGCGAAGAUCACAAAGAUCUCGUGAAAAGGAUCUUGUCUUUCGACGAACCCAAUCCCGACGAUCACCCUCACCUCGACGACUCGACCCUGCACCGCUCUUCCCCACGCAUCGUCGUCCCCACGUCCUCCCUCUCCUCCCCCGACCUCCCCGCGCCAUCCCGCCACGAACUGCAGUCAUUCAUGUCGCUCUGCUCUCAACUCUCUUCCAACUCCGCCGAGCUCGCACAGAUCGCCACCGCAGCCGGCAUCACCGACCCUCGCGACAUCGAAAGCCUCCGUCUGCGUUUCGCCACCCUAGCCGAGGACAGGGAGCAAGCGACCGAGGUGCUGAAGCAGGCAAAGAUGGCUCAGAUGCUCGGAGAGAGCAAGGUCGAGCGUGGAGGCGAGGAGGGUGGUGAUGUUGAGUCAGACGAGGGGAAGAAGGAGUAG
Messenger RNA from Pseudozyma hubeiensis SY62, 2094 nucleotides. RefSeq lists its product as hypothetical. Bases 1 to 2094 code for a protein of 697 amino acids. The transcript is spliced from 3 exons. The record is from RefSeq and is a predicted model, not a curated record. NCBI's taxonomy places the organism in Eukaryota, Fungi, Basidiomycota, Ustilaginomycetes, Ustilaginales, Ustilaginaceae.